AUGGAACUUAUUGAACGUAUUAAGCCAACAAUGUAUAUUACAAAGGAAAUCAAACAGAAAGGAAUAAAGUAUCUGGAAGGCUAUUUUGAAAGUCCUUACGGCGCUGUUUUUCCAGAAAUGAUGCCAGGCAAUGUUAGACGCGCCACUUGGUGUGGUUUCUUUCCAGUCGAGACAAGGAAUGCACUAGUUAUUCAUUUAGCGGGUACUGGUGACCAUUCAUUUUUAAGACGGAAAUUAGGUUUUGCAAACAGUCUUCUUAAAAUGGGUAUUAGUUCAAUUUUACUCGAGAAUCCAUUUUAUGGAACUCGCAAACCUUCCAAUCAGUUCAGGUCUAACUUGAAUAAUGUGUCGGAUCUUUUUGUUAUGGGUGGUGCACUUAUAGCAGAAUGUAAUUUUUUACUGAAUUGGGCCAAGGAAUCCGGAUAUUCUCCAUUAGGAUUAUCAGGAGUAUCCAUGGGUGGUUAUAUGGCUUCAUUAGCGUAUACAAAUUCCAGUGGUCCAGUAUCAUUGGUACCAUGUCUUUCUUCAUCUACGGCUGCUCCCGUUUUUGUUAAAGGCGCUUUAUCUCAUGCAGUUUCUUGGGAUUUUUUGGAUAUAGAAUUAAAAAAUAAAUCGUUUCGAAAUGCUAUAAAGCAAAUACCUGAUUGUGAAUGGAUAGAAAAAGCUUAUGAAUUGAACAAAUGCACCAAGGGAAUUUCUUCACAUGGUGUUGCUAAACAGUUCAUGUAUAUAUUAAUGGAGGAAUUCACAAAUAUCGGAAUGUAUCCAAAGCCGUUCGACACAUCAUUGGUUAAAAAUAUAAUCGCUGAAAAAGACGCCUACAUUGUCAGGAGCAGUGAACCAACUAUGCAAGAUAUAUGGCCCGGAUCUUGUGUUGAAAUUUUAAAAGGUGUCGGCCAUGUCACUGCUUAUCUUACCAACCAUGCAAUUUUCCGGCGAUCAAUCGUCGAAAUGCUACACAGAAAUGAUCGCAUUUAUCAUGGUUUUAGCUAA
Messenger RNA from Dracunculus medinensis (Guinea worm), 993 nucleotides. The record is from the annotation of a GenBank genome assembly. Lineage: Eukaryota; Metazoa; Nematoda; Chromadorea; Rhabditida; Dracunculidae.